AUGCCGUUGAAUUAUGCAAUUUGGAAGAGCCUAGAAGAUAUCACGUUUGUACUGAAGACUGGUCCACAGCCGGCCGAACGCACUCGGCCGGACAGGAAGGGAAUUGGCUUCGCUCGGCCUUCUCCAGGACCAUCCGGCCGCACGACCGCACCGUCCGAGCCGGGAGGCAAUGGACCACGAUCGACCGAGAACAUCACAUCACGGCCGACCCCGACGGCCGACCACAUCCCUUGCACGGUCGACCCGAGCUCCGCGAACAAAAAGCCCACUUAUGCAGUUUCGACUAUUCUUGGCCCGUUUCACCUCAACCGACUUGUGGAAGACCUAGGGCACUAUAAAUACUCUUUUUUAGCCUCUUUAGAAGAGAGAGCCGCACAGGAGAAGAGCCACAAGAGAGAGACACAUAGGGAGCUCCCCUUAGAGGGAUCCUCCAUUGUUUUACUUCUUUCUCAUUGUUUUCUUAAGGGAGAAGAUCCCUUCUUUGUACUCGACAUAGAGAAGCUUUCUAAACCCUUUUCUCCUUAUAAUACUAUGAUUUCGUUCUAUGAUUUAUGCUUGUUUACUUGCAUGAUGAUUGAGUAG
Molecule: messenger RNA, 582 nt
Organism: Microthlaspi erraticum
Lineage: Eukaryota; Viridiplantae; Streptophyta; Magnoliopsida; Brassicales; Brassicaceae
Source: the annotation of a GenBank genome assembly